This is a messenger RNA of Coregonus clupeaformis (lake whitefish), 1311 nucleotides long. Its product is annotated as gap junction Cx32.7 protein-like. The coding region runs from base 12 to 908 and encodes 298 amino acids. Gene Ontology annotation, biological process: cell communication. Gene Ontology annotation, cellular component: connexin complex. The transcript has a single exon. The record is from RefSeq and is a predicted model, not a curated record. Lineage: Eukaryota; Metazoa; Chordata; Actinopteri; Salmoniformes; Salmonidae.
GGACAGUCGAAAUGGGUGAAUGGGACUUGCUGGGCCGGCUGCUGGACAAAGUGCAGUCCCACUCCACAGUCAUAGGGAAGAUCUGGCUGACUGUCCUGUUUGUGUUCAGGAUCCUGGUCCUCGGGGCCGGGGCCGAGAAGGUGUGGGGGGACGAGCAGUCAGACUUUGUCUGUAACACAGAACAGCCCGGAUGUGAGAACGUCUGUUAUGACCACGCCUUCCCCAUCUCACACGUCCGCUUCUGGGUCCUUCAGAUCCUCUCCGUCUCCAUCCCAACCCUGGUGUACCUGGGCCAUGUCCUCCACGUCAUCCACGUAGAGAAGAAGGUCAGGGAGAAGAUGAAUAAGCAAGUACAGGAUGAGCAGGCCAAUAACUUCCUGAAGAAGGGCUACAAAGUCCCCAAGUACAGCAACGUCAAUGGGAAGAUUAACCUGCAUGGCCGUCUGUUACGCAGUUACGUAGUGCACCUACUGGUGAAGAUCCUGUUGGAGGUGGGGUUCAUUGUUUGUCAAUACUACCUGUAUGGAUUCACCCUCCAGGCUCGCUUUGUCUGCAGCCGUUUCCCCUGCCCUCACCAGGUGGACUGCUUCCUGUCUAGACCCACGGAGAAGACCGUCUUCAUCUGGUUCAUGCUGGUAGUAGCCUGUGUGUCUCUGCUCCUCAACCUCAUCGAGCUCUUCUACCUGUUUGUCAAAUCAGUCAAAGAGUGUGUGGACAGGAAGCAGGACUACACGGUGACCCCGGUCACCCCUGUCCUUGAGAGAAAGGCCAUUGAGAACAGGGACCAGAUGAUCCAGAACUGGGUCAAUCUGGAGUUGGAGCUCCAGGGGAGGAAGCUGGGCAGUGCAGUGACGAAAAGUGUGGCUUCUGAGGACAACACUGCUAAUAUGGGGGAGGUCCAUAUUUGAUCUGCCAGCUUCUGUACACAUUCCUUUUCACACAAUCUGCGUGUAUGUGGACCCAAUGAGUCUUGUGCCAGGCUAAAACCAUAUGUAUAAAAUGACCUUACUUGUGUGCCUAAAUUGUUGAUUUCUCCAAAAUAUUAACUGCAUUCAAAAAAAGUUUUCAUCGAAUAGAGGAUCAGUCUUUGAGCUUGUGCCACAGAUAACAAAUAUAAAUAAUAUCAAUCUGUAUAUUUUUGGGGGAUUUGUAUUAUUGGUUGUGCCAUUGCUUGUAUGAGUUGAUGUAAUGUAAUUCCUAUAGCACCAUAAUCUUGAUAUAGCAUCAUAAUCUUGAUAUAAGGAAUUUAUUCUGGCUGGUAUCAUUGUGUUUGGUUUGAUUCCUCUUUUGUUAUUAUAAAUGAGUCUCAGA